Messenger RNA from Teleopsis dalmanni, 1623 nucleotides. RefSeq names its product putative mediator of RNA polymerase II transcription subunit 24. Bases 1 to 1623 code for a protein of 540 amino acids. The record is from RefSeq and is a predicted model, not a curated record. The transcript is spliced from 6 exons. Gene Ontology annotation, cellular component: plasma membrane. Gene Ontology annotation, biological process: Notch signaling pathway; membrane protein ectodomain proteolysis. Gene Ontology annotation, molecular function: metalloendopeptidase activity. NCBI's taxonomy places the organism in Eukaryota, Metazoa, Arthropoda, Insecta, Diptera, Diopsidae.
AUGUUGCUUAGCGCCAGUGUGGCAGAGGCUGAGAGUGUUAAAGCCGCCUAUGUCUGCAAUGAUGAAAACUCAAAUGUGCAUGCCAUACUCACCAAUGACAACUUACUCGAUGGCACAAUUGAAACCAGCUCCGAACAGUAUUACGUCGAGCCAGCGCAUAGGUAUUCCAGUGAUUUGCCUGCCAGUGGCGUACACAGUAUAAUAUACAAAGUGAGUGAUGUGCAUAUGGAUAAGUCAGCAGCUGCAUCACCUACAACAUCGUCGCCAGCAGAGCACUGUGCCAGUGAACGCCUGAAACGCAGUCUAAUGUUGGAUGAUUUGAAGCGACGUUUAUCCAGUGGUGAAGAAUUACGAUGGCGACGGAAACGCGAAACGCACGUCGACGAAAACAACAACAAUUUAACUCUGAAUCGCCAAAAGCGAUGGCUGCCAGAUGAGCUUUCAAUAAAUGAGCAACAGAACCCGCCAUUACCACUUGACUUGGAUGUGCCGUAUAAUGAUGACUUUAGCAUAUUCACGCACUACACCAAUCGUGACAAUAUCAAUAACACGAAGUCAUUGAAUAAAUCAAUAUCUAAUGUGGAAUCAAUUGAGGAUAACGAAAAAACACCUCAACAAGCUUCUGUGAUUACUUGGCGCAAUGCUGUUGGUGCCAGUGAGACUGGUUUCACUCCAUCCAUAGCAAAGACGACAAAUGCAACACGCAAUCGUAACAUUAUUGUUAGUAAUUAUAAUCCUAAUGGUGGGGAAAGUAAUGCCAAUUACAACAAUAACAAUAAUAAUAGUGUGCGUAAAACUUAUACAAAACACAAGAAUAUUAUAGUGAGCACUUACAACAACAAUAAUAACAAUAACAACAACAAUAAAAAUAAUAAUCCAAAUUUCAACCGCUCAUCAACUUUUGGACGCAACGAUGAUCCAUUCGAUUCCAAUGGUAAUUUUGUUAAUAACUUUUUUAAUACAAAUUGGACGACGAUGUUUGUAGGCAAUGAUCGGCCCAGUCACAAAACCCACGUCGAAAUUAUAACGAAAAACGGUGCCACAAAGAAACCAAAUAUCAUUGUGAAUAACUAUAAUCCCGAAAUAAUGAUGGCACCUAAUCCACAUAAUCCAAAUUUUAAUAGCAUGCUAAUGACGAACUUGUUGAGUGGACGCGGUCAAGAUAAUAACCGCGAUGCUGGUAGUGGUAGCUCAAUGCGUUCCUUGUAUGAUCGUAAGAUCACUUGCAUGUUAUACCUGCAAGCUGAUCACACAUUCUUUCAAAAAAUGGGUUCCGAUGAGGCUAGUAUAGAGGCCAUUACCAGGCAUGUACAACGCGCUAAUUCAAUAUACAAAAAUACUGAUUUCAAUAACGACGGCAAACCUGACAAUAUAACGUUUAUGAUAAAACGAAUUAAAGUUCACAACAUGAAUGCAGUCAAGGAUCCCGCCUACCGAUUUCCUGGAAAUUAUGGUGUCGAAAAGUUCUUGGAAUUGUUUUCAGAGGAGGAUUAUGAUGCUUUCUGCCUGGCGUAUAUGUUCACCUACAGAGACUUCGAAAUGGGUACCUUAGGAUUGGCAUGGACUGGUGAUUUGAAAAAUGCCGGAGGAGUUUGUGAAAAAAAUGGCUUUGCGUAUUUUUAA